Molecule: messenger RNA, 345 nt
Organism: Rotaria socialis
Lineage: Eukaryota; Metazoa; Rotifera; Eurotatoria; Philodinida; Philodinidae
Source: the annotation of a GenBank genome assembly
AUGGGUGGAAAUAGUUCACAUGCGAAGUAUCAUGAAAAUAUCUGUAAUACACCACCAAAGAACCAUGUUCAACUAUUAUUUGAUCCUCGAUCUCCUAGUGAUGCCAUUGCACGAACACCAAUUCAAAUAGAUAGUCAAGUAUUAUCUAUAAAAUCAUAUAAUCCUGUUAUGCCACCUGUCAUUGAACCAGAUUUAAGUAUAGACGAAGAAAACAAUGAAAAUGAUCAGAAUGAAGAAAAAAGAAAUCAUGAAUCAAAAGUUUCAAUUGGCGUCGAAUCAACAUUAGAUCCAACUAGAAUAUUAACUCAUUCGGAUACUAAUCAUAAUGGACAAACACCACUGUAG